Molecule: messenger RNA, 1774 nt
Organism: Ceratitis capitata (Mediterranean fruit fly)
Lineage: Eukaryota; Metazoa; Arthropoda; Insecta; Diptera; Tephritidae
Product: trypsin-1
Exons: 2
Coding region: 200-1426 (408 amino acids)
Biological process (GO): proteolysis
Molecular function (GO): serine-type endopeptidase activity
Source: RefSeq, a predicted model, not a curated record
CGUAGUGGCCCACUUUAAUCGAACAGUCAGCUACCGGGUGUGCUAAUGCGAUGCGGCACGGUCAGUUAGCGUUCGGCUGUGGAGAAAUGCGCGAGUGUCCGGUACAAGAGUAGAGUAAAGUGAAGUGUUGUAGUGAUAAAGUGUGCUGGAGUGUUACCGUAAAACCCAAAAAUUCGCAAAACACUAAAAACAAACUUCGAUGUUUAAUAAAAAUAAAAUUUACGCCCUGCUCAUAGCAGGCGCAUUCAUUGCCACUUGUCCGCCAAGUACCAAUGCCACAUAUGAGGUGAAUUUGUUGCGUUUAAGAAGUGAACCCGCCGCGGUUCUGCGUCAAUCGCAGAACACCUUCAUACAAUGGGUGCUUUCCCUGCUGCCCAAUCGCCCGUCAAUACUCGGCGGUCCAGGAUUGUCGACAACCACCACAACAACAACACCAGAGGGUUUGACCAGCACCACUGCGGAGCCACCACAACCUCAACCAGCGACAGCAUCACCUGCCACAGUGACAAGCACGCCGGCGCCUACCACACCAGCGCCACCCAGCACCACAGCCGCACCAAGCACGACCACCAGCACUGCGGCACCUAGCACUACACCAGCGCCACCACCAAUCGUUCUGAAUCCACCACGCAACUGCACUGAAUGUGUUUGCGGCAUAGCUAAUACACAGAAACGUAUUGUUGGUGGUCAAGAGACUGAAAUACAUCAAUAUCCAUGGAUGGCUAUGCUACUGUACGGUGGUCGUUUCUAUUGUGCUGCUUCGCUCAUCAACGAUCAAUUCCUUAUUACUGCUUCACAUUGUGUUUAUGGCUUUCGUAGAGAACGUAUUAGCGUACGCCUCCUCGAGCACGAUCGCAAAAUGUCGCAUUUCCAGAAAAUCGAUCGUAAUGUUGCCAAUAUUACUACGCAUCCGAAGUAUAAUGCGCGAACAUAUGAUAAUGAUAUCGCCAUUAUACAGCUCGAUAAGCCUGUUGAGAUGACAGAACUUCUGCAUCCUGUGUGCAUGCCCACGCCAGGCAAGUCCUUCAAGGGUGAAACUGCUAUUGUGACUGGUUGGGGUGCCAUCAAAGUUGGUGGUCCCACCGCUGAUACACUGCAGGAAGUUCAAGUGCCAAUAAUGUCACAAGAGGACUGCCGUAAGUCACGCUAUGGCGCAACACGAAUCACCGACAACAUGCUCUGCGCCGGUUUCGAUGAAGGCAAGAAAGACUCGUGCCAAGGAGACAGCGGCGGACCAUUGCACGUUGUUGCGCCGGGUACGCGAGAACAUCAAAUUGCCGGCGUCGUUUCGUGGGGUGAAGGUUGUGCAAAGGCGGGAUUUCCGGGUGUAUAUGCGCGUGUUAACCGCUAUGGUACCUGGAUCAAGACGAUCACCAGAAAUGCAUGUCUUUGUCAUUCGGAAACGAAGAAGAUAAAAAAGUAUUGAAGAAAAAUGGUAAAUUAUUAGACCGCAACGGAUUUUGGGAAGAGAAAUUGAAUACGUUUUUGAAAUUCAGAUAAAGGUAAAGCGAGUGGGUCUUUAAAAAGCGUGGGAGAGGGGAAAAAGAGCGGGGAAAAAUUUGUUAUGACAGAUAGAGAGGAAAGGUAAAAGUAUUGACAGGUGAAAGAAGAAGAGAGAAACGUGUAGUUACAGUUAUAGAGACAUAGAGCAAAGCAGGGAAUGCGCAGUCGCGAGCGCUUGAGUGAGCGAAUUUUCAUUUGCUGUCAAAUAGUUUUAGGUUAGAUUUUUUCACAUUUUGCGCUUACUUGCUAUUUUCAUAAACACACAUAUUUA